Branchiostoma belcheri (Belcher's lancelet) is the source of this 2641-nucleotide messenger RNA. Its product is annotated as embryonic protein UVS.2-like. Gene Ontology annotation, cellular component: membrane. The transcript is spliced from 15 exons. Lineage: Eukaryota; Metazoa; Chordata; Leptocardii; Amphioxiformes; Branchiostomatidae. Gene Ontology annotation, biological process: proteolysis. The coding region runs from base 403 to 2223 and encodes 606 amino acids. The record is from RefSeq and is a predicted model, not a curated record. Gene Ontology annotation, molecular function: metalloendopeptidase activity; zinc ion binding.
GGCCAAAAUUAGAAUUGCUGGUUAUAAAAUGUUAUUAAAACUUCUAGGUGGGGUUAUUGUUUGAUUUACCUUUGGCCUGAAUAUGAGCUAAUCGGCUGAUUAUGUCUUUAUAACGGACACGUCAUUCCUGUGGCGUUUGUGCACCACCUCAUAGGCGCGUCUGUUAUCGGGGCUGGGUCAUAAUGUGAAUUAUACAGCCAAGAUAACAUUGAAAACCUUAGGGAAGCGGUUUAAUUAAAGAAUGUGUAGAAACGGGGGUGGAGAGCGUUUCUGUAAUUCUCACGUCGGAGAUAUCCUGUGGAAAGUAAACAGAAGAUGUAUAAAUGCUGACCCGGUCUGAGCUAUGCUAAGUUGCAGACGACCGAGGUUUGACGAACGCACACGAGCAGAGCCGAGCACGAGAUGUACCGGUCCUUCUUCGCCUUCUCCCUGCUGAUCGCAGCCUGCCUGGCCGGCCCUGUGCCCUUGAACAAAGCAGAGGAAGAUGCAAUACUGUUACUGGAAAAGAAAUUGCCGAAACAGAAGCCCCUGCGGACGAAACAGCAGGCAGAGAAGGACAUCAUGGACCAGAUUCUGGACGCAAACAACGAGCUGAACCUGUUUGAGGGUGAUAUCCCCGGAGUGUCUGUGAACACCAUGGCCAGGAACGCCAUCAGGGACGUGACUAAAGUCUGGACCUCCCGAAACAUCCCCUUCGUCAUCCAAACCACCGACUUCAGUAGCUCAGAGCUGGCCGUGAUCGACCAGGCCAUAGAGGAGUACCACCUGCAGACCUGCAUACGGUUCGUGCCGAGGACCAACGAACCUGACUACAUCCACAUCAAGAAGCUUACAGGUUGCUGGUCUGGCGUGGGGGUGGCUGGCGGAGAACAGGAGGUGUCGUUCGGGAACGGCUGUAUCCACAAGGGCAUCAUGAUGCACGAGCUCAUGCACGCCGUCGGCUUCUGGCACGAACAGUCCCGCAGUGACAGGGACGACUGGGUCGUCAUCCAGUGGGAGAACAUCCAGGAAGGGAAGGCACACAACUUCAACAAGUACUCGCAGACCGAGGUGGACACGCUGGGCGCGACCUACGACUACGGCUCCGUCAUGCACUACAGCGCCACGUCCUUCAGCAAGAGCGGGCUGCCCACCAUCGUGGCCCGCACACCCACGGAGGAGGUGAUGGGCCAGCGGAACGGCUUCAGUACCCUGGACCUGCAAAAGAUCAACCAGCUCUACAGCUGCCACAUGCCUGUCGGCUGGAGUGACUGGUCGGCCUGGAGUCCAUGUGACGAUACCUGCACCAAGACCAGGCGGCGCUUCUGUUCCGACCCUGCCGGCUGUAGCGGACAUACCACCGAGACACAGACCUGCCCCUGGCCUUGUAUGGCUGGUGUUCACCCUGACUGUGGCAGCAGCUUUCUCGGCGGCCCCAGCGGGGAGAUCAAGUCCCCCAUGCACCCUCAGAACUACCACGACUUCCUGAACUGCCAGUGGCUCAUCAACGCCACCGGAUCUGACCCCAUCACCCUCAGCUUCAAGGAGUUCUCCGUGGAGGCUGGCGGCGCCAACUGUGCUUAUGACGCUCUGAAGGUGUACGAUGGCGCGAACGACAAGGCACCUCUGCUCGGUACCUUCUGCGGAGAGGAAAACCCACCGGAAUUUACGUCAUCGGGAGACCGGAUGUUCAUCACCUUCUCUACCGACAGCUCCUACAACCAAAGGGGAUUCAUCAUGGAGUACUCCAGUGUUCCACUACUGACGGACUGUGACUUCGACACCGACAUGUGCACCUUCUUCCAGGACAAUUCGGACAACUUCGACUGGAUACGUCACACAGGGUCCACUCCGUCCGGACAGACUGGCCCGACUGCUGACCACACCAGCGGAACGGGACACUACCUGUUUAUCGAGGCCUCCAGUCCCCAGGACGUCGGGCACAACGCCAUCCUCCGGUCCCAGAUCUACCCGCCCAGCUCCGCCGGGUACUGCCUGGACUUCUACUACCACAUGUACGGGAGUAUGGUCGGCGACCUGAAUGUCUACCUCUUCACCGGAGUGAGGCAGGAGGAACCUACCUGGAGCAUGUCCGGUAACCAAGGCAACCAGUGGCUCCGCGCACGCGUCGAGAUCAAACCCACAAGCAACUUCCAGCUCAUGUUCGAGGCCGUCCGAGGCGGUGAUUGGCGGGGAGACAUCGCCAUCGACGACAUCAAGCUGAUCAGCCACCCCUGCCAGUAAAAUGGACCAUCCAAGCAGCGACUAAUACGCCCCUCACCCCCACAUUGCACUUUGCACUUGUAGAUUUAGAAAAAAACACCUUAAUAUAUAUUCACGUAACUUAUAUUGCACAAUAACGUGUACGUUCUGGUGAAUCCUUUUAAUUACAAGAAAAUUACAGGCCUGACCUGUGCAGGACGACAAUACACCGCAAGGUGGCUGAAUUAUACCCGAUCGCGAUGGCAGGACCAUCUCAGUACGUAUUUACAAGGAAGUUUGAAGGUCUCUCUUUAACGUUCUUGUUAUCAACAUUUGGCAUUUCCGAAAAAGUUAAUAUAUAAAGUAUUUAUUUUUUGUUUUAGAAGCACGUUUGUUGCACUAUUUUAAGUUAUCGACGCUGACCUUAAAGGUCAAUAAAAUACAAGCAUUUGAGAAAGAA